This is a messenger RNA of Aspergillus caelatus, 1334 nucleotides long. RefSeq names its product RNA-binding protein with serine-rich domain 1. The record is from RefSeq and is a predicted model, not a curated record. Gene Ontology annotation, biological process: mRNA splicing, via spliceosome. Gene Ontology annotation, cellular component: cytoplasm; nucleoplasm; ASAP complex. NCBI's taxonomy places the organism in Eukaryota, Fungi, Ascomycota, Eurotiomycetes, Eurotiales, Aspergillaceae. Bases 245 to 1219 code for a protein of 324 amino acids. Gene Ontology annotation, molecular function: RNA binding. The transcript has 3 exons.
CAUUUUCUCACGAAAACUUGACGCUGUGCAAAGUGGGGAAUAGGUCCCGGGCCAAUUGGAGCUUAAUUGUUAGUCUAGCCAAGAUCAGCUAGCUUUAGACAUCACAUCCAUUAGCUUCCUGAAUAAUUAUUCAAAUAUCGACCCUGUUUGAACUCUUAUACUACAUUUUUACUAUCCCUCAACCGUUAACCCUGAAGCAAACGGGAUCACUGACACAUUUUUGUGAAGCUACAUAACAACAAUUAUGUCUGCGAUGGUUCGAGGUCGCUCGCCAAACCGCUCACCACUUGAUGCAGAUCCCGAGCAAGCUUCAACCCCAAUGAGGCGCACGAUGUCCCCCCGUUCAGAGUCCCAACCCGGCAGCAAGCGAAGCCCAUCCUUUGAUCGUACCCGUCACAGCGGUUACCGCUCCAGGAGCCGGUCUCGCUCUGCUUCGCGAUCGAGAAUGCUGUCGAGAAGCCGAAGCCGAAGCUGGAGUAGUCGCAGUCGCAGUCGCAGUCGAGGUUCACGACGGUGUAGAGACAGAAGUUACAGCGAAACUCCUAGCCCUUCAGAUAGCCUACCAAGGAGCUCAAAAAUUGUUGUUGAGAAACUGACAAAAAAUGUAACCGAGUCACACCUUCGAGAAAUAUUUGGGAGCUUUGGGAGUAUAGAGAGUCUAGAUCUUCCCAUGAACAAAGCUUUCAUGACAAACCGAGGCACAGCAUAUAUACUUUACGACGAUCCAGCGGAUGCAGAAGCGGCUAUCGCACACAUGCACGAGGCCCAACUCGAUGGGGCUGUGCUUAAUGUCUCUAUUGUUCUUCCUCGAAGAGCAUUUUCCCGGUCACCGCCACCCCAGAGCGGCAGGGUAAAUCCCGGCCGUCAAAGGCACAGCCGUGGACAGCCAUCGGACUCUCGUUAUUCUCGCCCUUCUCCCUAUCCUCCCAGAUCGCCUCCCCACCAGAGAAGGUUCGGCCGCACUAGGCCCAUGGAAAGGCAUGACCUUUAUCGCCCACGGACUUUAUCUCGAUCACGAUCGCAACGUCGCUCUCGAUCAUCGGAACUCAGGUCAGCGUCUCCAACGAGGAGGAGGGGACAGCUGCGCUCUGGUAGCCCGCGACGUGGUAGGCGCCGUAGUCCUAGUUACAGCAGUUUUGACUACAGCAGCCACAGUGACAGAAGUAGAAGUCCCAGCAGGAACAGAGGCCCAGGUCGAUAUGGUCCGCAAAGGAGGUGAAUGGCAUGGAGCAACAAGACGAGGUUCCAACUUUCUACUCAUUGGAUUCUCCACGGGUUAUAGGGGAUUGAGCAAGUAUUGCAACCAUUAUAUCUAUGUAAUAGUAGAAAGAGUC